Pseudogymnoascus verrucosus is the source of this 1963-nucleotide messenger RNA. RefSeq lists its product as uncharacterized. The transcript is spliced from 3 exons. Lineage: Eukaryota; Fungi; Ascomycota; Leotiomycetes; Thelebolales; Thelebolaceae. Gene Ontology annotation, biological process: regulation of transcription by RNA polymerase II. Gene Ontology annotation, molecular function: DNA-binding transcription factor activity, RNA polymerase II-specific; RNA polymerase II cis-regulatory region sequence-specific DNA binding. The record is from RefSeq and is a predicted model, not a curated record. Bases 698 to 1699 code for a protein of 333 amino acids.
CCUUCUUCUCAAUGUGGUGGGUUGCGUUGCAUGAAGUGCCAUGCCCGUCUCGUAGUCCUUGUCUUGGUUCCGCCCUCCCUUUGCUAAACUGACUUGACCUUAAACUACUACCUUCUCCACUACUCCACUUACUCUACUACUACUCUACUACUACUCUACUACUUUGCCUCUCUUGUCUCUCUCAUCUCGCCUCCCUCCUCCCUCUCUAUCUCUCUCUCUCUGAUAUCUACUACCCGACUGAUUGACAUCUUGACUUUCUGCUCUUGCCUGCAUCUCGUUGUUCUCUCUUGACCUACUUCCUCUUCUACCAUUCGACAUACCUACAUUGUUCCUGCACUUCUUUACUGAAAGCACGCAAGCACUGUUCGAUAUAUCGUCUACUUCUCUUCAUACCAAAACUUCCACUUCUUGCCCUCAAUAUCCGGCCUUUCCGCCGCAUAUCCAGCAUCCAGCAUAUCCAACCCAAAUACCUUUCGAACCGAACGAACAUAUUCGCCCUUGACCGUUUUCUAUACCGACGAAACAAACUGCCGUCUCCGACCUUACACGUUUAGGAGAUAUUUAUAGUUGACCUUCACCUUUCACCAACCUCACAAUCACAUCCCACGCCCUCACCACGAACCACCACGCCGCACCCGCCACCCGUCCACCCACCACCACCACCCCCAGCACGCACCACAGAACACAAACCACCCCCAUGGCCACAACAAUAACCAUGCACGCCCCCUCACCCACCCCCGCCCACCUCGCCGCGGCCCUCUCCUCCCUCCCCACCCGCCCACGCUCACAGCUGCAAAACAUCGAACUCCCCCCCAUCCGCCAAGCAGUCCCCGAAAUCGACCUCGCUCCCGCUCCCGUCCCCGUCGACGCCCGCCCCUCGAGUCCCUAUGCACAAAAACGCCGCCUCCUCACUCCGGAGCCAGAGCGCGGGGGGAGCAGUGGGGGAGGGAGCAGUGGGAUGCAGACUCCGUAUCGCACGUCCCCGAGGAGUACGAUGACGGGUGCACCGGGGGGUCCGCCGGGUCCGCCGCCUAUGACCGUUUUUGCAAGUGCUGCGGACCAGAUGCCCUAUCCCGGCCGCGGAUACCCCGAGCCUGCCGCACCGAGACUAUUUGAUCCUCGCGCCGACUACGCGCCGCAAGCAUACAGCCGGGAUCGGUAUGACGCCCAACCCUACCCUCCGCCGUCGCAGUACGCGGUUUACGACGGCGGUGGUGGUGCGGGGAAGCGCGGGAGGGAGUUCGGGGUUAGUGUCAAUGGGAAUGGGUAUCCGCCGCAGAACUAUGUUGCGGAGACGGGGUAUGGAGGGGAGGGAAUGGGAGAUGGGAAGAGUGGCGGUGGGGGGAGGAAGAGGAGGGGGAAUCUGCCGAAGGAGACGACGGAUAAGUUGAGGGCUUGGUUUGUGGGGCAUUUACAUCAUCCGUAUCCGACCGAGGAUGAGAAGCAGGAUUUGAUGGUGCGGACGGGGUUGCAGAUGAACCAAAUCUCAAACUGGUUCAUCAACGCCCGCCGCCGCCAGCUACCAAGCAUGAUCAGCAACGCCCGCGCCGAAACAGCAGCCACCGCCAACGGCUCCGGCGGCGCUACCUCCAACGGCGCUGGCGCGAGCAACGCUGCUAGGGAUGAGAGCGAUGGCUCUAGCUACGGCGGGGAGUACGGAACUGAAGGGGGUAGUCCCGGGAGAGGUGGACGUUUGUGAGAGGUGUACUUUUACAGUUUUUGUUUUUGUUUUACAGGGGAAAGGGGAAAGGGGGGGUUAUGCAUUUGUUGGCGCUGGGGUUGGUUGGGGGUGUAUUAUAGGUGGGAUAGAUGGAUGGAUGGGUGGGAUGUGGGAUUUGAUGAUGGGCUGCAUGCAUGGAGAUUGGGUUUAUGGGCUGUAUUUGGUUUUUGCUACGGCUUUGGGGGUUGCUUUAGACGGAAGAAGAAGGAAGGAAGAAUUAAAGAAAUGAUCAGAAAGUUCACG